AUGGAUACUACUACUACAAACAAUAACAAUAAUAAUAAUAUAAAUAAUAAUAAUAAUAAUAUAAAUGAUAAUGGUAAUUUGCAAAAGAAUAAUAUAGCAAUCAAUGGUACAAAUCAAGAUACUGCAUUUGAUGUGGUAUUACAAUGGUGUUCAUUAGCAUGUAGUAAAUUGAUAUUCCAUCCGAUAGAGUUCCCAAUACAUGCACUUACAACGUUUAUACAAUCAACUCCGACACCUCAACCAAUCAAAUCAUCUGCAUCAAAGUUUUAUUUAUUCAAAAAGGCUUUGUCACCAUCAUCAUCACCUACCAUAACGACAACGGCAUCAUUAUCAUCAACAUCAUUAUCAACAUCAUCAUCAUUAUCAACCAUCAAUACAUUGGCAAACAAUUUGGGUGUCAGUUCAUUGGAUAAUCUAACACCACAACAAUUUACAUCGGAAUCGCUAUGGAAGCUAUUCAAACAAAAGGGUUAUCACAUCUACGAUGGUGGAUUGGUCUACCUUGCACACAAUAUGAUUGUUAUAAUAUUCAACUUUGCCCAACGUUAUGUAUCGACAGUCUACAAUUCACAUACCAUCAUCACAUCGACAAGACCUACCACUACCAAUCAUCACGACAGAGACGACAAUGGUCAAGAUGAUGAAGACUCGUAUGUCGAUGACGACGACAAGAUUGUGGUCGUACUGACCAAGGAUCAAUUUGAAAGAAGAAAAAAGAUUGGAAAAAUGUUGGACAUUUUAUUGUCUCUACUCAAGAAUGGUCUUACUCUUCCAUUGGAUGUACUCAUGACAAGAUUAAUCGUUCAUCGUUUUUAUAAAUCAAAUAGUACCUCUGAUUGUACAUUAAAAGGAAUAUUUAAAAAUGAAGGUUUAGUUAAUGGUCUUUAUGCUGGAUGGGAAGUAGUAGCAUUAAAAUCAUUAUUGGAAACAAUAUUUAAAUUUAUUGAUAAUAGAUUAGUUCAUUCAAAUAGACGUGGACCUUUUACUCCUACUGAAAAAUCACCAGCUCAAAUAUUACUAUUAUGUAUUAAAAUUAGUUUAGAUUAUAUAUUAAAUGUUUUAAAGGUUAGAUUAAAUAUUAGAAAUACAGGAUUUUUCAAAACAUUGAAAACCAUUUACAAGUUGGAAGGUAUUCGUGGAUUAUUCUCUGGAUUGAAUACCUAUUUUAUAUUAUUCCCAUUGUGGAUGAUUGGAAUCUUAUUGGCCAAUGUUAUAUUUGUAAAAUUGAAACAAAAGAUGGUCCGAAAGUUGCCACCAAAAUCAAAGAACCAGAAUCAAGAAACAGGUGAAGACCAAGACAUCGAUGAUGAGGAUCAAGAAGAGAAUACUGGUGUUGGUGUAAGCGAUAUCACCACUUUAUCAUCAUUGGCAGAUCAUCACAAUUCCGAUCAACAAGAUGAUGACGACGAAGAUGGAGAUAUUUCUUUUGAUGAAAAAGAUCAACAACAACAACAACACAACUCUCAAUAA
Cavenderia fasciculata is the source of this 1470-nucleotide messenger RNA. Its product is annotated as mitochondrial substrate carrier family protein. Gene Ontology annotation, cellular component: mitochondrion. Gene Ontology annotation, biological process: folate import into mitochondrion; nucleotide transport. Bases 1 to 1470 code for a protein of 489 amino acids. Gene Ontology annotation, molecular function: folic acid transmembrane transporter activity; FAD transmembrane transporter activity. The transcript is spliced from 3 exons. NCBI's taxonomy places the organism in Eukaryota, Evosea, Eumycetozoa, Acytosteliales, Cavenderiaceae. The record is from RefSeq and is a predicted model, not a curated record.